AUGGCCACCAAACGCCACCGCCUAGCGUUGAUCGCGGCGCUUGCUAUUCUCUCCGUUCUUUAUCUCUUCCAAGGUCAAGAAUUCACAUCACAAUCAAAACAUCUAUGGCCUUUUCACACAACCAGCGACCCCGACUGGUCUCGCUUCGCGUACACACAAUAUGUAACAAACAGUGAAUAUUUGUGCAAUUCACUCAUGUUCUUCGAGUCUUUGCAUCGCUUCUCUAGUCGCCCCGAUCGGGUUAUGAUGGUCCCGGCUGGCAUGCUGGAGCCAGAAAUGGCGAACUCGAGCGAUGCUUAUUUGAUCAACAAAGCGCGGGAUGAGUAUAAUGUCAAGAUUGUACCCAUUACUAUCCAGACAAGCUGGAUGGUAGAACCUACCUGGGCUGACUCCUACACCAAACUGCUGGCGUUUAACCAAACACAAUACGAUCGUGUCUUAUCUAUUGAUUCAGAUUCCAUUCUUCUACAAUCCAUGGAUGAACUUUUCUUUCUCCCUCCUGCACCAGUGGCUAUGCCCCGCGCCUAUUGGAUCUCCCCCGCCAAAGUCCUCUCCUCCCAAGUCAUGCUCAUCCAGCCUUCUGAGACAGAAUUCACCCGCAUCAUGGAGCGAGUCCAAACAGCUAACUAUGGCGUGUACGACAUGGAAAUCGUCAACCAGCUCUAUCACGACAGCGCUUUGAUAUUCCCUCAUCGACGGUAUGAUCUCCUAAGUGGAGAGUUCCGCAACGACAACCAUACUCAGUAUCUUGGCUCAGACGUUGAGACUUGGGAUCCUGCGGCUGCGUACAGUGAGGCCAAGCUUAUUCACUUUUCGGAUUGGCCAUUGCCGAAGCCGUGGAAGUAUAUGCCCGACGAAAAGCUUCUGGAGGCACAGCCAAAUUGUACUCGCACAGUGGGCGAAAUUGAAGAUUGCACGGAAAGAAUAAUAUGGAAUCGGUUGUAUACGGACUUCAGAACGAAGCGAAAGGAGGUGCCUCCCGCUCCUGCUCUGAACUAUGCAUCUGAAUGUUUCUGGCCCAACAUCCGCAAACACGUCCUCGGUCACGCCUCUCCCAACGACCCCCCCAUCAAAGCCAUUUGUCCCGUCUGCUGGGACCAGGUAAGUAUCGCCGGUCUCCCAUGCCCCCCUGACGAAGGAAAGCAGUGCCUGAUCGCCCCCUGUGGCCACAUCCUGUGCUACGAAUGCUGGCCCAAGAAGGAAUUCGAUGACGAUAUGAAUCGAGCUAACCAGCGCCAGUGUCCUGUCUGUCGCUUGAUUAUUGAGUGCGAGACUUGUGGUCGCAGUUGCAUCAAGGAGAAAGCGCCUGAGUAUUCUUGUGAUGUGAAGGAUGUUGAAGAUGUGCCUUUCACUGUGACUGAGACGGAUCUUCCAUAUAGUUCUACGUGCUUUGAGUGUAUGUGGCCUCGGCUUCAGACGGACGAUGGUUGGUGGUUCAAGAAGCGUGGGCGUCGCGGUCACAAUGCAGAAGAAUAG
Fusarium sp. VM40 is the source of this 1476-nucleotide messenger RNA. The record is from the annotation of a GenBank genome assembly. Lineage: Eukaryota; Fungi; Ascomycota; Sordariomycetes; Hypocreales; Nectriaceae.